Messenger RNA from Macaca mulatta (Rhesus monkey), 3818 nucleotides. The record is from RefSeq and is a predicted model, not a curated record. Lineage: Eukaryota; Metazoa; Chordata; Mammalia; Primates; Cercopithecidae.
GCCUCGGAGCGGGGCGGACCUGGGCCCGGGGGCGAGCGAUACCCUGGCUUCCGCGGACAGUCUCAUCCCGCACCGAACUUCGGGUGGUGGAGGCGGCGGGCCCAAACGCUCUCUGGAGCCAACGUCUGCCAGGCUGAACCUCAAGUGUGCGUGACUGCACCCAAGGAGAUAGCCCACUGCCCGGGUCAGGUGGCCUUGUUCGCGAGCACAUCUCGGAGCGUCUCCCCGGUCUCAAGAUAGGGUCUUGUGCAGUGACGGGGCCUUGGCUCACUGGAACCUCCGCCUUUCGGAUUCAAGCGAUUCUUCUGCCUCAGCCUCCUGAGUAGCUGGGAUUACAGGCACCUGCCACCACGCCCAGCUAAGUUUUGUAUUUUUAGUAGAGACAGGGGUUUCGCCGUGUUGGCCAGGCUGGUCUUGAACUCCUGACUUUGUGAUCCACCUGCCUCAGCCUACAACUUUUUUUUUUUUUUUUAACCAAGUCUUACUUUGUCAUCCAGGCUGGAGUGCAGUGGCGCAGUCUUGGCUCACCGCAGCCUUGACCUCUCUGAUUCGAGUGAUCCUCCUGCUUCUGCUCCCUAAGUAACAGAAUACAGGCACGCGCCACCACACUCGACUAAUUUUUGUGUUUUCUGUAGAGACGAGGUUUUGCCAUGUUGCGCAGGCUGGUCUUGAACUCCUGAGCUCAAGUGAUCCAUCCGCCUUGGCCUCCCAAAGUGCUAGGGUUACUGUCUUGAGCCACUGCGCCAGGCCACAACUUCUUAUUCUUAAUGAGGAUUUAUUCUGAAUGCCCAAAAGUGACUAGGUUCAAGUGUUCAGAAACAACAGAGCACCAUAGCUUGCUGUGUCCUGAUGUAGGCUGAAUUAUUUUUCUUUUUGCAGUGUUUUAACUCAAAUGGGUGAUGAAAAGGACUCUUGGAAAGUGAAAACUUUAGAUGAAAUUCUUCAGGAAAAGAAACGAAGGAAGGAACAAGAGGAGAAAGCAGAGAUAAAACGCUUAAAAAAUUCUGAUGACCGGGAUUCCAAGCGGGAUUCCCUUGAGGAGGGGGAGCUGAGAGAUCACCGCAUGGAGAUCACAAUAAGGAACUCCCCAUAUAGAAGAGAAGACUCCAUGGAAGACAGAGGAGAGGAAGAUGAUUCUUUGGCCAUCAAACCACCCCAGCAAAUGUCUCGGAAAGAAAAAGCUCAUCACAGAAAAGAUGAAAAGAGAAAAGAGAAACGUAGGCAUCGUAGCCAUUCAGCAGAAGGGGGGAAGCACGCUAGAGUGAAAGAAAAAGAAAGAGAGCACGAACGUCGGAAACGACAUCGAGAAGAACAGGAUAAAGCUCGCCGGGAAUGGGAAAGACAGAAGAGAAGGGAAAUGGCAAGGGAGCAUUCCAGGAGAGAAAGGGACCGCCUGGAGCAGUUAGAAAGGAAGCGGGAGCGGGAGCGCAAGAUGCGGGAGCAGCAGAAGGAGCAGCGGGAGCAGAAGGAGCGCGAGCGGCGGGCGGAGGAGCGGCGCAAGGAGCGGGAGGCCCGCAGGGAAGUGUCCGCACAUCACCGAACGAUGAGAGAGGACUACGGCGACAAAGUGAAAGCCAGCCACUGGAGUCGAAGCCCGCCGCGGCCACCACGGGAGCGGUUCGAGUUGGGAGACAGCCGGAAGCCAGGUGAGGCCAGGCCGGCGCCUGCGCAGAAGGCAGCACAGUUAAAAGAAGAGAAAAUGGAAGAAAGAGACCUGCUGUCCGACUUACAGGACAUCAGCGACAGCGAGAGGAAGACCAGCUCAGCCGAGUCCUCAUCAGCGGAAUCAGGCUCAGGUUCUGAGGAGGAAGAGGAGGAGGAGGAAGAGGAGGAGGAGGAAGGAAGCACCAGUGAAGAAUCAGAGGAGGAGGAGGAGGAGGAGGAAGAGGAGGAAGAGGAGACCGGCAGCAACUCUGAGGAGGCGUCAGAGCAGUCUGCCGAAGAAGUAAGUGAGGAAGAAAUGAGUGAAGAUGAAGAACGAGAAAAUGAAAACCACCUCUUGGUUGUUCCAGAGUCACGGUUUGACCGAGAUUCCGGGGAAAGUGAAGAAGCAGAGGAAGAAGUGGGUGAGGGGACGCCGCAGAGCAGCGCCCUGACAGAGGGCGACUACGUGCCCGACUCCCCGGCCCUGUCACCCAUCGAGCUCAAGCAGGAGCUGCCCAAGUACCUGCCGGCCCUGCAGGGCUGCCGGAGCGUCGAGGAGUUCCAGUGCCUGAACAGGAUCGAGGAGGGCACCUAUGGAGUGGUCUACAGAGCAAAAGAUAAGAAAACAGAUGAAAUUGUGGCUCUGAAGCGGCUGAAGAUGGAGAAGGAGAAGGAGGGCUUCCCUAUCACGUCGCUGAGGGAGAUCAACACCAUCCUCAAGGCCCAGCAUCCCAACAUCGUCACCGUUAGAGAGAUCGUGGUGGGCAGCAACAUGGACAAGAUCUACAUCGUGAUGAACUACGUGGAGCACGACCUCAAGAGCCUGAUGGAGACCAUGAAGCAGCCCUUCCUGCCAGGGGAGGUGAAGACCCUGAUGAUCCAGCUGCUGCGGGGGGUGAAGCACCUGCACGACAACUGGAUCCUGCACCGUGACCUCAAGACGUCCAACUUGCUGCUGAGCCACGCCGGCAUCCUCAAGGUGGGUGACUUCGGGUUGGCGCGGGAGUACGGAUCUCCUCUGAAGGCCUACACCCCGGUCGUGGUGACCCUGUGGUACCGCGCCCCAGAGCUGCUGCUUGGUGCCAAGGAAUACUCCACAGCCGUCGACAUGUGGUCGGUGGGCUGCAUCUUCGGGGAGCUGCUGACUCAGAAGCCUCUGUUCCCAGGGAAGUCGGACAUCGAUCAGAUCAACAAAGUGUUCAAGGACCUGGGGACCCCCAGUGAAAAAAUCUGGCCCGGCUACAACGAGCUCCCCGCAGUGAAGAAGAUGACCUUCAGCGAGUACCCCUACAACAACCUCCGCAAGCGCUUUGGGGCCCUGCUCUCAGACCAGGGCUUCGACCUCAUGAACAAGUUCCUGACCUACUUUCCCGGGAGAAGGAUCAGCGCUGAGGAUGGCCUCAAGCACGAGUAUUUCCGCGAGACCCCCCUCCCCAUCGAUCCUUCCAUGUUCCCCACGUGGCCCGCCAAGAGUGAGCAGCAGCGUGUGAAGCGGGGCACCAGCCCGAGGCCCCCUGAGGGAGGCCUGGGCUAUAGCCAGCUGGGUGACGACGACCUGAAGGAGACGGGCUUCCACCUUACCACCACGAACCAGGGGGCCUCAGCCGCGGGCCCCGGCUUCAGCCUCAAGUUCUGAAGGUCACAGUAGACCCCGUCAUGGGGAGAACUCAGCCGGGACCACAGGCGCGGCUACUGCGGCUGGAGCUGCCAUGAGACUCAGAACUCCUCAUCUUAUUUCGUGUUCCACGUUUUGUUUUUGUAUUUUGGUUUGUAAAUUUGUAGAAUUAAAUCAUUUUCCUUGUUGUGGAGGAAAGAGCUGUGUUUUCAGGUCUCCCUGACUUGCCCAGGGAGGAGAGGGUGGGCAUCUGCGGGCACCUACUUGGGGCAGCACAAACCCCCACACGCCCUGUCCCACUCUGGACACACCGGGCUGGCUGGGCCGUGAUUUGGAGCAGGUGGGGGUCGGGUCGAUUGUUUCAUCUUUGGAGCUGGAGACCUGUUUCUGUGUUGGGAUGAGUGAUGCUUUCCUGCCCCAACUCGCUCGUCCAGACCAGCCCUGUCCACACAGGCCCCCGGCCCCCAACCCCCAGCCCCAGGUAUUCUGGCAGCCUCAGCAGGUUUUUAUACAGGGUUGUUACGAGUUUUAAAAUGUAUUAAAAUAUUCUUGGAGGAAA